AUGAUUAUUAUUGGUAAAAGAGAUCAUCAACAGAGGAUGGAGAUGGCCGAGCCGUUGAGAUCCUUAAUAGAUCAAUUAACCAAUUGUGAUAUUGAUAAGUUGCCCGAACUUUUACUGCAUAAUUUAAAAUGGCAACGUCCACGAGGUGAUUUAUUCCAUUGGAUCCCACUAUUAAAUAGAUUUGACGAAAUUUUUGAACAAAAAAUCAAAAAGUACGCGUUGGAUCAAGAAUGUGUCAAGUUGCAAUUGAUUUCCCAACAGGAUGAAGAACUUCUUGUUGCAUGUCUUCGAUUCACUUACACGUUGUUGGAUCAUUGUUCAGAUAAACAGGUUUAUUCUAGUAGUGAAAGAAUUUAUGAUUUGAUAAACAGUCCGUCAUUAGAAAUUAGAUUAAGAGCUUUGGAAGUUGCUGUUGUGCUUGCUGAAAAAUAUGUUCAAACAAGCUCGUCAAGAUUUUCAGCUCCAAAGAAUAUCAAGAACAAGGUUUUGGAAAUUGCAAAGUCAUAUCCUCCAUUGGUCCCUAUUGAUAGUACUUUAAAAUGUGCUGAAGAAAAAAAUGCACAAGAGAAUCCUGAUGAAAAACCAAGCAUCAUUGGAGAUCACUUUAACUUUGUAUACACAUUAAAUUCAGAUAAAAAGUACCCUUCAAAAUGGAAGAGUAUUAAUUUCCAAUAUUAUAAAUCCAUCCCAACUACCAUUAACAAUGGAACUAUUGCAUCCAAAUCUAAAGAAAAGGACAAGGAAAAGGAGAAACAAUCACAACAACAAGUCACUGUAACUGAAGGUUUGCAUUUAUUUCAUUUACCAGAAGAUUCAGUGAAAAGAUUGUCCUUGCAACAGCUUUUGGAUAAAGGACAAGAAGUAUUACCAAAAGAUGCAUGGUUCAGUUAUGGAAUUCAUGCCGAGGUUGCAAAAUCUUUUAAUACCAAUACCCCUGAGGCAAUGAAUUUGAGAGAAAAAUUAAUUCAAAUCAAAUGUCUUGCUGUCGGUUUUACAUGCUGUAUGUUGUCGUCCCAAGUCACAUCAACAAAAUUGUUUGAAGCCGAACCUUAUAUUUUUAGUUUCUUGAUUGAAACUAUCCUGCCAGAGAAUGCUAAAUUGGUAUCAAAGGCUGUCUAUUUUGCUGCAAUCCGAGCAUUAGAAUGUAUAUCUUUCAAGAAAAUAUGGGGUGCAGAAAUGGUACGUACUAUGGGUGGUAAUGUCAGCCAUGGUAUGUUGUACCAAUGUAUAAGGCAUAUUUGGAAGAUGGUGAAGGGCCAAGAUGAAGAUUAUUUUGAAGAAGGUCACAUUCAUUUUUUCAAUAUGGUUGGGAACUUGAUCAGUAACAAAGGUUUAGUUCCAAAGCUUACCGCUGGUGGUAUCCUCAAUGAUUUAAUGCCAUUUUUGAACUUGCGCACCAAGUAUAGAUGGAGUUGUUCAGCAGCUGUGCAUUUAAUCACUAUGUAUAUUUCGGCUGCACAAGAUUCACUUAAUGACUUUGUUGCUAAUAACGGUUUCAAUUUGUUGAUUGAAAAUAUUGGCUAUGAAGUUGACUUUGCAUUGGAAAACCCAGAUUACAAUGGAGGCGCUCCUAAGGAUGCCAUUGUGUAUUAUUCCAUCACUCUUAGACAAGCAAAUUACAUUCGCAAUUUGAUGAAAUUGGUCUCUGAUCUUAUACAAACUGACCAAGGUGAUAGAUUAAGAAAUUUAUUUGAUUCACCACUUCUUGAAAGUUUCAACAAGAUUUUGACUCAUUCGCAUGUAUUUGGACCAUUGAUUUUAGCUGCCACUGUUGAUUCGGUAUUUUUCAUCAUUCAUAAUGAGCCAACAGCAUUUGCAAUUUUAAAUGAAGCCAAAGUAAUCGAUACUAUCUUGGACAACUAUGAGAAUUUGUUUUUACCGUCCAGUGUCUUGUUGAUGUCCUUGCCGGAAGUACUUGGUGCUAUUUGUUUAAACAAUGAAGGAUUGAAGAAGGUAAAGGAUAAACAAAUAAUUCAGACUUUCUUUAAAUCAUUUUAUAACUUGAAGAAUGCUAAGGAAUUGGUAAAGACAGAUAUGGCUACAAAUUUGGGAUGUUCCUUUGAUGAAUUGGGAAGACACUAUCCGACUUUGAAACCUUUAAUUCUUGGCGAGGUCCAAAAACUCAUUGAAGAUGCCAGUGCAUACGUUGAUGAAAGGUUACCAGGAGUUGAAUUUUACUCAUCUAAAGAUGGCUCUCUUUAUGGUAGCAAAGAGGAUGACUCCCCAGUCAAGAUUGAUGGUGAGAAAGCAAUCACUUGCUGGGAAGAUGAAGACUAUACAUAUUUGCUUGAUAAUGUCUAUUAUUUCCUUGGUGGAUUAUUACAAGAUAGUGGUCAAUGGGGGGCUGAUACUAUUCAGAAAAUUAAGUUUAAAUCGUGGGUGAAAUUUUUGACAUUGAAAAAUGCACCAUAUGACUAUGCAAUGUCGAAUGGAAUUUCCUCCUUGAUGGGUAUUUUGAAGUAUUUUGAUGAUGAAAAUAGAGAAUAUGGAUUACCGUGCAUAAUAAAGGAAUUGGACACAAUUUUGUCAUCAGAAGUUGUGCUCGGAUAUAUUGAUUUUGAACAGGAAGAGUCAUAUUUCAACGUUAUUGGUAUUGAUGAAGCAACAGAACUCUUGAAACACCUAAAUACAAUCAAUGUUUUGUUGUAUUCAUUGACUGAAAUCUACAUCAACUUGGGAUUGUUGUUUAACGAAAGGUUGGGACAGAUUAUCCAGCUAUUCAGUGAUAAAGAUUUGUUGACUAAUUUAGUGAAGUUGUUAAACAGAUCAAUAAUGGAAGAAAUUAUAAUCAAAUCCCUUACUCCUGAUGAAGUUCUCAAGUCGACAAAUAAUUUCCCUAAUGACAGUCCACCUUUGCAAGUUAAUGUUGCUGAUCCAACGGAAAUCAAGGCGGAUACUACAGGCACGACAGCAAAAUUUAAAAAUACUUUGCAAUUGCGUACUUUCGCUUAUUAUUUUAAGGGAUAUAUUCCUUUAAUUCUUGCAUCGGUUGUUAGAGCAUGUAUUCCAAAGAGACAGGAUCAUCCCGAUGGUGGGUCCAGACAGGAUGCUGUUGAAAUUCUUUUGCUGUUGGGUGAAAUGUUUACUACUACCAUUAGUAAGGAUUUUGACAAUAAAUACUAUAAAGAAUGCUUUAUUUUGGAUACCGCUUAUAAUGUCCUUUAUAUAUUAAGUCAAAAGGAAAGAAGCAAAGAUCAGGUUUACACACCAUUUGCCAUUUCACUUUUCCAAAAUGGAUUUUUUGAAGCAGCAAAGAAAACUGCCAUCUCAUUAUGGGAUCACUUGUUAGAAAUGGAUCCUAAGGAAGUAGCUGCCACUUCAGAACUUAAGUACAUCAGUACUCAAGAAAGUAGUAUUGUUAAGAAUGCAUUAAGUCAAUUAUUGAUGAUUUUUGCUAAAACGGUGAAUGCUGAUAACAUUACCAACAUGUCACAUGCCAAGUUUUAUUUUUAUCAAGGUUAUGGCAAGAGUAUUGAGUAUUCAUUAACUUCUGCAUUGUUGUUCCAAGUCAGAGGAGAAGCAUUAUCGUUGUUGGAACAAAUUGUUGGUUCUAGAUCCAAGUUGGCACAUGGCUUAGCUAAACAUCCAAGUAAUAUUCCUACUCCAUUGGUUGAACAAGCUGUUUAUAUUACCAAAAAUAUUUUCCAAGCAAAGAAGGAAAGUAGUGGAGCUGAAUUUAUCCCAUUUGAUCCUAGAAAUAUCAGUCCUCCUUCAGAACAGUUUGCCUAUUUGAUUUCCCUUGGGAUGACUGAAGAUCAAGCUGCUCAUUAUUUCGAACAUGGAAAUGAUUUGAAUGAUAUUGCUGCAGGUAAAUUUGUCAAAUGUCAAGAACUUGAAAUAUCUGAUGAACAAUGGAGAUCAAUGGCGACUUCAAUUAAAGAUGAUGGUAUAGAUUUUACCAUUGAAUUUCCAAAGUAUAAAUCUACGGCAGAUAUUAUGAAGGAAAUAAAAUCAGCAAAUUUGGUUGAUACUUGGUUACAAAUGGCAAAAUUAUAUCCUAAGGUUAUUGUAUCGGUGUCUGAUUUAUUUUCUACCGUUUCAACUAACGAGUUUGUCGGUAAGAUAACCAGUUAUUUAUCUGAAGUAACUUGGCCAGUUACUGAUAAAGAAACAUUUGCUGUAAAUUUGCAUUUGAUCUCACUUUUGCUCCAAGCUGACAAGAAUACUAUUAACCAGUCUUCGAUUUAUGAAAGGUUAAUUACAUUGCUUAAUGCAGAUACCAUCUCCAAUGAUACCGUGAAUGAGACAUUUUUCCCUAUAUUGAUGUCCAUUUUGGAGCAGUCGCUUAUUCAUAAAACUGUACCAAUUCCAGAAACCACGAAACAUGAAUCCAUUCAACUUUUCAAUGAGUCAGUCUUGUUUGUUAUGGAUGAUGAAACAAAAGAUAGGAUUUUUGAUGCAAUUAUUAAUUUGCAUGUUUCAGGUGACAUCAAAUCAGCUAGUGGUGUUGCCCGUGUUCUUGUGUUGUAUGCAAAAGACAUCAAGUACGCAGAAAGAAUUUCUGCAUCAGAUGUGCUCAAGGAUCUACUUAAACUUACUGGAACAAAUAUCAAAGAAAAGGUAAUUGCUGAAUCAUUGAAGACUAGUGUGGUUUUGAUUUUCCGUUACUGCUUUGAAACUAAAGAAGUUUUGGAGAACUAUAUGGGUUCGGAUAUUACUAACAUGUUUAAUGGUUCAGUAAGACAUGUGAGGGAUCUUCAAACCUGUUUAAAGGAAAAUUCAUCCCUUGUGUUCCGUGACGGUGGCGUAUUUACCGAUGUUCUUUCCAAGAAUAUUCUUCUUGAUGGAUAUAGUGGAGGUGACUUUUACUUGCAUAAAAUCCCAAUUAGAGUAAAGAAAAAGGACGAAUCCUCGCAAGAUGUUGAGAUGACAGAAUCACAGGAAUCAUCUAAGCCAUGGCAAUCUUUAUCAUUGAUGAAUCAACUUUUGUCCGAAUUGAUGGGUGUUGUUAAAACUGAUUGGUUAUCAGACCCUCCAUCUGACGAAUCAAAGAGUAAGAACAAGGAUGCACCAAUAAACUUAUUUGGUAACGAGAAAUUUUCCUAUGCAUGUUAUCUUCUCCAGACAAUUACUGAAUUAUUGGGUUCCUAUAAGCAAGCCAAAUUGGAAUUUUUAACAUUUUCCAAGAAGACUCAAGAUGAAAUUAAACCACGACCAACGGCAUUGAAUUUUUUCAUUCAUCAAUUGGUUCCUACUCGUCUGUUGGAGCUUAGUUCUGGCGCAGAAUUUGAAAGACGUUGUGCUAUUUCUUCAAUUGCAAAAAUGGCUCUUUUGAGUUUGAUCUCUUCUCCAAUAUCUGCAACUACUGAAGAUCCAGCUCAUGAUAAGAAAGAAGAUAUCGAUAUGGAACUUAUCAGAAGGUUUGUCGUUGAUUUAUUGAUGAAGGUAUUGAAGGAUACUUCUCAGUUGAAAGUUCUGGGAUUAGCUAGAUAUGGUAAAUUGCUAGACUUGUUUGAACUAAGUGGGUUGUUGAUUUCAACCAAAUUCAGAGAUGCUAUUGGUCCAUUGUUGAACAAGCAAGCUACUCAAUACGAUCAAUAUUUUAUAACCAAGAUUUACAUUGAAAAGCAGGUUCCAAACCUCUUGACAAGUUUGAUUGCCGAAUUGGAUUUGAAUUUCCCACAGGUUGAUAAGGUUGUUAAAGCUGCAUUGAAACCAAUCACAUUUUUGGGUAAGAAUAAGGUUGAGUUUCAAGAAUUGUUUUCGAAAGAUGGUAACCAAACCGAUAACAAUGACGAGGACGACAUUUUGCCCGAAGGUGUUGAUUAUCAUGAAGAAACUCCAGACUUGUUUCGUAACUCGACUUUGGGAAUGUAUGACAUUAAUAGUGAAGAUGAGGAUGAGUUUUAUGAUGCUGAAGAUCCUGUUGAACGAAUUAUGUCUGAAGAAGAUUUAUCUGGAACCAGUGACGAGGAAGAUUCAUCAGAACUCUCUGCCAUAGAUUCCGACAUGGACGUUGAAGACAUUGAGAUGGAAGUUGAUCUUGAUGCUGGCGACAGAGAUUUAGAUGAUAUUGACCCUGAAGAAGAUGUUGACCAAGAUGAUGUUGAUCAAGACGAAGAAGAAGAAGAUGAUGAUGAUGAUGAUAUUGAAGAAGUUUCUGAUCUUGGGGAUAUUGAAAUAAUUGACGAUUUAGAUUUGGGUUCUCAUAGUGAAGAUGAAGAUGAUGAUCUUUCUGCAUGGGAUGAUGAGGAAGAUGGCGAUGCAAGUGAAUAUGACGAAGAUGAAUUAGAUGGUUGGAUUGAACAAUUAGAUGAUGGUGAAGAGUCCAGUGAUGAUAUACAAGAUCGUCCGACACCAAGAGAUCCAUUUAAUUCAAUGGAUAAUGUUGAAGAUGGUGGUAUUAGACUGAGAUUUUUUGUUGACGGUGGUAACAUUGAAGAUGAAGAUGAGUCUGAUGUUGACUUGAGUGACUCAGAAUCCAGACUGGAUUUUGAAUUCAGAAUGGUUACUCCAAAUUCUGGUGCUCGAAGACUUAUUGACCAAGCUGGCUUCACUCAGUUGGAAAGAACUUCACCAGCAUUGAGUUUAUUGCUUGAUGGUUUAUUCCGUGAAGGUAACUUUCGAGGAUCAAUUGAAUUUAAUGGCAAUGAAGAAACUAAUAGUGCUACCAUUGGUCGUUUAUUUGAAAAUAUGAUGCAAUUAGGCCGCUCCUCUAAACAUGCUGAGCAAAGUCACAAGUUCCAUAUCAAAUCUACUAAAGAACGUUGGGUAGAUGCGUUAAAAAUGUUCUAUCCGAAGGAUAAAUAUAAUAUGUGCCAUAAGUUGAUCCCAGCAAUUGUUAAUAGAAUUGAAGACGAAAGUGUUUCCGUUUAUAAGAAGAAGCAAGAGGAACAAGAAAAAAUCAAGAAAGAACGGGAAGAGAGAAAACGUAAGCAAUUGGAAGAAGAAGAAAGAAAGCGUGCUGAGGAAGCAAGACAACGUGAAGAAAAUGCCGCUAAUGCUCCAGAAAGAGAACCUGUUAUGGUGAGAAUAGGUGAUCGUGAUGUUGAUAUCAGUGGUACUGAUAUUGAUCCAGAUUACAUUGAGGCAUUACCUGAAGAUAUGAGAGAAGAGGUUCUUGCUCUGUAUGUUCGUGAAAGAAGAGCCAAUGCAACCUCUACUGAUGAUAAUGCUCGUGAAAUUGAUCCUGACUUUUUGGAUGCAUUGCCAGAUAAUAUUCGUGAAGAAAUUCUCCAACAAGAAUCUAUGGCUAGAAGAUAUGCAGAAUUGGAAGCAUCUCAAGGUGAGUUUGAUCUUGAAGAUGCAGAUGCAGAUGCUCCUUUUGAAGUUGAUGAAGAAUUAUCCGUAGGACAAAGACAUGGUCUCAGUGGAACUUCAACCUCGAGAACACAAAAGAAGCCGAGUGGAAGAAUUUAUUUCACACCAUUAUCCGAUAAGCAAGGUAUUGCUGCGUUAAUCAGACUUUUGUUUUCUCCUUUGACGAUUGGUCAAAGAGAACAUAUCUAUCAUGCAUUGCAAUAUAUGUGCAACAACAAGCAAAGUAGAAUUGAAAUUAUGAGUUUGAUGAUUGCUAUUUUACAUGAUUGCUUUAUAGUGAAACGUCCAGUUCAAAAGGUGUAUACUCAAAUUUGCAAUAGAGCUAGUGCUAACAAGGAUGGUAAAAAGCAGUUCAAGUUACCUGUCGGUGCCACACAAAUAUCUGUUGGAAUACAAAUAGUUGAAGCAGUUGACUAUUUGUUGGAAAGAAAUAACCAUUUGAAGUACUUCUUGUUGACUGAACAUGAAAAUAUGUUUAUUUUCAAGAAAGAAAAGAAGAAUGUUUCCAAGGAGAACAAGUAUCCAAUUAAUUACAUUUUGAGAAUCUUGGAAAGUAAGUUGGUUACAGAUGAUCAAACUCUUUUGGAUAUUUUGGCAAGAGUGUUACAAGUGGCAAGUAGAUCUUUGCAUGUAUUGAAACAUCAAAAGGAUCACCAUGAAAACAAUGAUGAAGAUGAAGAAACCAAUAAAGAAGAACAAGACUAUUCCAAACCAUUUACACCUCCACCUCCAGUUAUCCCAGACGAAAAUUACAAACAAAUCAUCAAAAUCUUGACUGGUAAUGAUUGUUCAAAUACGACAUUUAGAAGAACCAUUAGUGCUAUGCAAAACUUUUCCGUGUUGAAGAAUGCCCAAAGAAUAUUCUCUUUUGAAUUAUCUGAGAAAGCCAGCGAAUUGGGCCAGAAGCUUAUAGCAGAUUUGAACAGCCUCACUAAAGAGUUAAUUGAUGGUGGUGGCCCAGAAAGUAAAUCGUUUUCCAAGUUUAGUGCACAUUCUUCUGAUCAAGCAAAACUAUUGCGUAUCUUGACUGCUUUAGACUAUAUGUUUGAAACGAAGGUGAAGAAUAAUGAACAAAGUCAAAAUGAUGAGAUUGAAGAAUUAACUGGAUUGUACAAGAAGCUUGCUUUGGGAAGUCUUUGGGAUGCAUUGAGUGAAUGUUUAAGAAUUUUAGAAGAAAAACCACAUUUGCACAAUAUUGCUAAUGCUUUACUUCCACUUAUUGAAGCUUUGAUGGUUGUCUGUAAGCACAGUAAAGUUAGGGAGUUACCAAUUAGGGAUUGUUUGAAAUAUGAGGCUAAGAAGAUUGAUUUCACCAAGGAGCCAAUUGAAUCAUUAUUCUUUUCAUUCACAGAUGAACAUAAGAAGAUUCUUAACCAAAUGGUGAGAAGUAAUCCAAACUUGAUGAGUGGUCCAUUUGGAAUGUUGGUGAGAAACCCUCGUGUUUUGGAAUUUGAUAAUAAAAAGAAUUACUUUGAUAGAAAAUUACAUCAAGACAAGAAGGAAAACCGUAAGUUGUUGGUUAGUGUUCGUCGUGAUCAGGUAUUCUUGGAUUCCUACAGAGCAUUAUUCUUUAAACCUAAGGAUGAAUUUAGAAAUGCUAAAUUGGAGAUUAAUUUUAAAGGUGAGCAAGGUAUUGAUGCUGGUGGUGUUACUAGAGAAUGGUAUCAAGUCUUGAGUCGUCAAAUGUUUAAUCCAGACUAUGCAUUAUUCACCCCUGUUGUUUCUGAUGAAACAACUUUCCACCCAAACAGAACUUCAUACAUUAACCCAGAGCAUUUAUCGUUCUUCAAAUUCAUUGGACGUAUAAUUGGUAAAGCUAUCCAUGAUAACUGUUUCUUAGAUUGUCACUUUUCUCGAGCUGUAUAUAAGAGAAUCUUGGGUAAGCAGCAAUCGUUGAAAGAUAUGGAAACAUUGGAUUUGGAAUACUUUAAGUCUUUGAUGUGGAUGUUGGAGAAUGAUAUUACCGAUGUUAUAACUGAAGACUUUUCUGUUGAGACAGAUGACUAUGGUGAACACAAGAUUAUUGAUUUGAUUCCUAAUGGUCGUAACAUCCCUGUCACUGAAGAGAACAAACAUGAAUACGUCAAGAAAGUUGUUGAAUACAGAUUGCAAACUUCUGUUGAAGAACAAAUGGAAAACUUUUUGAUGGGAUUCCAUGAGAUCAUUCCAAAAGAUUUGGUUGCCAUUUUUGAUGAAAAAGAAUUGGAAUUAUUGAUUUCCGGAUUGCCGGAUAUUGAUGUUGUUGAUUGGCAAAAUAAUACCACCUACAAUAACUAUUCUCCACUGUCCUUGCAAAUACAAUGGUUCUGGAGAGCGGUUAAAUCUUUUGAUAAUGAAGAAAGAGCUAGAUUACUUCAAUUUGCUACUGGUACUUCUAAAGUCCCAUUGAAUGGUUUCAAAGAGUUGAGUGGAGCAAGUGGAACUUGUAAAUUCAGUAUUCAUCGUGAUUAUGGUGCUUCGGAUAGAUUGCCAUCAUCACAUACCUGUUUUAACCAAAUUGACUUGCCAAGUUAUGAGAGUUAUGAAACAUUAAGAGGAUCUUUAUUAAUGGCCAUCACGGAAGGUCAUGAAGGUUUUGGAUUAGCAUAG
Molecule: messenger RNA, 9849 nt
Organism: Candida tropicalis MYA-3404
Lineage: Eukaryota; Fungi; Ascomycota; Pichiomycetes; Serinales; Debaryomycetaceae
Gene: TOM1
Product: E3 ubiquitin-protein ligase
Exons: 1
Coding region: 1-9849 (3282 amino acids)
Biological process (GO): positive regulation of protein catabolic process; protein polyubiquitination; proteasome-mediated ubiquitin-dependent protein catabolic process
Molecular function (GO): ubiquitin-protein transferase activity
Source: RefSeq, a predicted model, not a curated record